AUGGGCAACUGCGUAUCAGCACAGGACAGAGAAGAGAAGGCCAGGUCAGAUGCUAUCGACCGUCAGAUAGACGAGGACUCUAGGAAGUUUAGGAAGGAGUGUAAGAUACUUCUUCUCGGGUCCGGCGAAUCCGGAAAGUCAACAAUAGUGAAGCAAAUGAAAAUCAUUCACCAGAAUGGCUUCACCCCAGACGAACUCAUGGUGUUCCGUCCGACAAUAUACCGGAACACUCUCGACUCCGCGCAAGCCAUUGUCCUGCAGAUGCGUAACAUGAACGUGGAAUGUGUAUUGCCCGCGAAUCGGACAUUUGCCGAACGCAUCGUCGAAUACAGGGUUGAAAACACGCCUGAAUUUGUUUUCUCCGCUGACAUUGCACAAGCCAUCCAUGAACUAUGGCAAGAUCCUAUCAUUUCCAAAGUGAUGGACUGUUCGAGCCAGUUUUAUCUUAUGGACUCGGCUAGCUAUUUCUUUACGGAAGUGCUUCGUAUAGGCACGCCCGACUAUACACCAACAGAAAAUGAUGUACUACGAGCUCGAGCAAAGACAACCGGCAUCACAGAAACGCGGUUUAACAUGGGACAGCUCUCCAUCCACAUGUUCGAUGUCGGCGGCCAGCGCUCGGAACGGAAGAAAUGGAUACAUUGCUUUGAAUCCGUAACAAGCAUCAUUUUCUGCACAGCAUUAUCGGAAUACGAUCAAGUACUAUUAGAAGAGAAGAACCAGAAUCGCAUGCAAGAAUCACUUAUCCUAUUCGAGUCGGUUAUCAACUCCCGGUGGUUUCUGCGAACUUCUAUCAUAUUAUUUUUGAACAAGAUAGACGUUUUCAAGAACAAGCUACCAAAGGUACCAAUCGAGAAGUACUUCCCAGAAUAUACAGGUGGCGCAGACAUCAACAAAGCGGCAAAGUAUAUUCUAUGGAAGUUCAUGCAAGCUAACCGGGCGCGCCUAAGUGUUUACCCUCACUUAACACAAGCCACCGAUACGACGAAUAUCAGACUCGUCUUCGCUGCGGUCAAGGAGACAAUCCUACAGAACGCUCUCAAAGACUCAGGGAUUCUGUGA
Molecule: messenger RNA, 1062 nt
Organism: Suillus plorans
Lineage: Eukaryota; Fungi; Basidiomycota; Agaricomycetes; Boletales; Suillaceae
Product: heterotrimeric G protein alpha subunit
Exons: 8
Coding region: 1-1062 (353 amino acids)
Biological process (GO): adenylate cyclase-activating G protein-coupled receptor signaling pathway
Cellular component (GO): heterotrimeric G-protein complex
Molecular function (GO): GTP binding; G-protein beta/gamma-subunit complex binding; GTPase activity
Source: RefSeq, a predicted model, not a curated record